Molecule: messenger RNA, 2036 nt
Organism: Coregonus clupeaformis (lake whitefish)
Lineage: Eukaryota; Metazoa; Chordata; Actinopteri; Salmoniformes; Salmonidae
Product: ectonucleoside triphosphate diphosphohydrolase 3
Exons: 8
Coding region: 369-1604 (411 amino acids)
Biological process (GO): nucleoside diphosphate catabolic process
Cellular component (GO): plasma membrane
Molecular function (GO): UDP phosphatase activity; GDP phosphatase activity
Source: RefSeq, a predicted model, not a curated record
UUCAGUUGAGCGUACUAGCGCUUCGCCUGUCUACCGGAAGUUGAUGCUGUUGCUAUGCAACCUCUUGCUAGCUUCUUAGCAUAACAAAUGACUAGCUAGACAUUUUAUGAUUUCGGGUGUGUUCAUAAAUUCAAUCUGGAGUGCCAGAGUGCGCUCUGGGCGUUCGUAACUCCAGAGCAUUGUCAGAUUGUCCGUUCGUAAAUUCAGAGCAUUUCGCUCUCGGAGCGUUCAGAGCGCACACUGGAAGCUCUUGCCGAGGAGCAGAGUUGAUCGGAGCGUUCUGACCUCACAACCGCAGUCAAGCACCCAAGCUAACUGGCUAACGUUGGCUAGCUUGCUAGCUACUUCCAGGCCCUGGUAUCUCGGAUAUGUUAGUUGACGAUGCACAGGACAAACAGUCCUGGGUGUCGAUCAAAGAAUGUAUGAACAACAUCACAAAAAUCGUCCCUGCAGACCAACACAAUUCAACCAUCCUCUACCUUGGGGCAACUGCUGGGAUGAGGCUGCUACAUUCACAGAAUGAAUCAAAAUCCAAUGAGAUCUUAAGGAACCUGCAGAACUACCUCCAAUCUCUGCCGUUUAACUUCCAAAAUGCCUCCAUCAUGUCAGGACACGAUGAGGGGCUGUACGGCUGGAUCACCGUCAACUACCUGAUGGGAAACUUCCUGGAGAGAAACAUAUGGAACAUGUGGGUGCGGCCUGCCGGAGGGAAGAUGGUGGGCUCCAUGGAUCUAGGAGGGGCGUCCACCCAGAUAGCCUUCACCCUCCCAGAUCCCAACGCCCGGGGAAAAGACAUCGUACAGGUCUCCCUCUAUGGCUACGAAUACAACAUCUACACUCACAGCUUCCUGUGUUAUGGGAAGAACGAGGCAGAGAAGAGAGUCCUCGCUGCUUUAGUGAAGAACUCUGAGAACGCUACACAUGUGACCAACCCCUGCUUCAAUCUUGGUUACAACAUGUCUGUGUCGGCUGAGUCCAUCUUUGGGACUGAGUGCAUAGAUACACCUGCCGACUACGACCCCAAGCUGAUGAUCACGCUGAAGGGGUCAUCAGACAACGUAGCUUGUAGGGACGUGGUGCAAUCCAUAUUUGACCUGACCUCCUGCACGAACUGUUCCUUUAACGGAGUCUACCAACCAUCCGUGGGACCCGGGGACUUUCUGGCCUAUGCUGGGUUCUUCUACACUGCUCAGGCUGUCGGGCUGAAAGGUAUUUCACAACUGGACCAGUGGAACUCCUCUACCUGGGAAUUCUGCUCCUGGGACUGGCCCACCCUCAAGCUAAAAAAGGGCUGGAUAACUGAAAAAUACAGAAAGUCAUACUGCUAUUCAGCACAUUACGUCCAGACGUUACUUGUAAAUGGCUACAAGUUCAAUAAAGACACUUGGAAACACAUUGACUUCCAAAAACAGGUACAUAACACGAGUGUAGGCUGGAGUCUGGGAUACAUGCUACAUACAUCCAACAUGAUCCCUGCUGAGGCCAAGCUGGUGCGUCUCCCCAUUGCCAACUCUUUGUUCGGUGGCCUCCUCUUCCUUUUCACCGCCCUCACCAUCGUCAGUGUCAUGUUCCUGAUCAUCAAGGCUGUGCGCGCCUGCUACUGACCCCCACUAGAGGGCAGUGUGUUGAAAUUACAGUUACGCCUAGGGUUGCAAAAUUCCAGUAACUUUACCAAAAUGUGGUUUUCCAGAAAUCCCGGUUGGAAUAUUCCUGGAAUCAGGAGGGAAUGAGCAGGAAUUCUGGGAAUACUCCAACCGGGAUUUCUAGAAAACCUGGGAAUUUUGUGAAAAGUUACAGUAAUUUUGCAACCCUAGUUACACCUGAUGGAGGAAAGUGCUUCUGGCCUCCACCUGGUCCCACCAGACACAGUUACAGCAGGCAACAAUAGAACACAGACAGGUGCGAGAUAUUAUCAUCAUCAGUUAAAGAGAUUGAACAGGAUCUUAAAGCCCACAUGCAGUCUUAUUCAUUUUAUUUUUAAAUCAUCACUAUAUGUCUAAUAAAUCACUAUGUGUGUUUAUUUAAUGAAAAUAACU